GAAGAAGAAGAAGAAGACGAAGAAGGAGAAGAAGAAGAAGAACAACAACAACAACAACAAAAAGAAAAGGUUCUGCUGCUUGAAAUGGGUCCACCGGAGACUUCAGCUGGCGUUGGAGCGGAGCCAGACCAAGCUGAGCUCCCCGGCUAGCCGCUAGCUAGUUAGCCGUUGGCUAGUUAGCCGCUAGCUAGUUAGCCACUGGCUAGUUAGCUGCUCAGCUAGCUCACGCAAGGAUGAUGUUUCCCUUUAGGAUCCCCAAGAAGAAACCAGGUGAGGGCUCAGGCUCCGCCCACUUUCACCUGCAGUCACCUCUGUCCCGUCUGCAUGGCUCCGCCUCCCAGGGAUUUGACAGUACAGCCAGAAGAGGUGGCGCUGGCAAGGUGCAUGCUGGGAAUGCGACCGGCUCCGACGCAGCUGGACUCAGGGCGCCGUGCAGGCAGCCAACCAGGAUCCACGGCCCCAGCAAAGGCGGAGCAUCGACGGCCAAUCACAGACCAGCAGGAAGCUGGAGCAGCCAAUCGGCGCCGAGACAGAGAGCAGAGUCUAACGGAGCGGUGCCUUUAAAGCUGCUGCGGCCUCAGCAGAACUCGGAUCUUCGCUCUCCACCACAGCAGAACCGGGCUGAAUGUUCUGGUCCGUCCCUGCUGAAGAAGACCGUCUCUGUGGAGUCUGCGGACAGUCUGGCAGAGCUGAGAGCAGAGAGGCUUUCUGGGAAGUGGAGUUCUUCACCGCCACGGAGGGAAGAGGACGCCAACAGCAAAAAGAACCACCGGGCCGGCUCGCCGUCGCAGGACGAGUUAAUGAGUCCGAGCAGAAGCAGCACGUCAGCGUCCUCUUCCUCCUCCGUGAUGAAGACGGCGUCGUCUCCAAACAAACCAGCCACCAGGAGAUGGCGUCUGGACCUGAAGGAGGAUGUGCUGGAGACGCAGAGAGACAACUGGAGGCGGUUCAGAGAGAGGAAGACCCGGCCUGCAGCGCAGAACCUGAGACCCAAGAAGCCCAGACGGGUCCCCAGUGAGACCAUCGUGCUGUCCAGUGAAGACGAGCCAGACCAGGAGGACGGAGACGAAGAACCGGAGACGUCCAGCAGCAGACGGCCGGGCGGAGCAGCGCGCUCCGGGGAGUCACAGGUUCCCCGGGUUCCCCGGGCGGCGCCGGCCUUCCUGCAGCUGGACUUCCUGUCGCUGCGGUUCGGUCCGAUGGAGGCCGAGGCUGCGGGCCCCAUGACGAUCACCCAGACCGCCAUCGUCCUCCCGGUGAAAGGGACGGAGGAGACGGAGGAGACGGAGGUGACGGUGGUGGCCUCAGAGCUCCGGGGCUACGCUCUGCAGGACGGAGACGGCGCCGAGGCCGGGACGGCGCCGCAGCGGGUCGGGACGGCGCCGCAGCGGGUCGGACCCGCCCCCUCCCUGCUGGUCCUGAGGGUGUCGGAGGCUCAGGCCAACCUGCUGCACAGGGAGCUGCUGCUCCUGCAGAGGGCUGCCAGCCCUGGUAACGCGCCGCCAGACUCCCUCCUGCUGGUGCUGAAGGAGCCGCUGCCCGACCCGCAGGCCGCCCUGCUGGCCUCCAUCCUGGACCUGCAGGAGCAGCCGGACCGGACCCAGAACCGGACCCAGAACCGGACCCAGAACCGGACCCAGAACCGGACACCUGCCAAGUCGGGCGGGUCGAGUGGCGCUGAGAGGAGCUGUGCUGGUCUGCAGCUGCUGCCCAGCAGGCUGAUCCAGUACCCUCUGGUGCCGUGUAAAGGUCGCAUCGCGGUGACCCAGGAGGACCUGGCCUGCCUGGACGCCGGACACUUCCUCAACGACAUCAUCGUGGACUUCUACCUGAAGUAUCUCCUCCUGGAGGGCGUGGGGGGGCCCGUGGCCCAGCGCAGCCACGUCUUCAGCAGCUUCUUCUACAAGCAGCUGAGCAGGCGGCGAGCCGCCGGGGAGAGCGACGCCCCGUCCAUCCCCGACCGUCAGACCAGACACCAGAGGGUGAAGACGUGGACGCGUCACCUGGACGUCUUCAGCAAAGACUUCCUCUUUGUGCCUGUUAAUCAAGAAGCUCACUGGUUCCUGGUGGUGGUCUGUUUCCCCGGGCUGGAGGACGUUCGGAUCGAGGCCUUCCAGGGGGCAGCAGGUGGAUCAGAGAGAGCUACGCGAGCGCGGAACCUGAGGCCCCAGCAACCACCGCAGUGCACCCAGCAAGGCUGUCAGAGGAGCAGCGUGACCAAGAGGCCCUGCAUCCUGGUCAUGGACUCUCUGAAGCUGUCGUAUCACGACAACGUCUGCCGGCUGAUCAGAGACUACCUGCAGGUGGAGUGGGAGGUGCAGAGGAAGACUCCUCGGCUCUUCACCGCCGACAGCAUGAGGAGCUGCAGCUGCAGGGUUCCCCGGCAGGACAACAGCAGCGACUGCGGGCUGUACCUGCUGCAGUACGCCGAGUGCUUCCUGCGGAACCCCGUCGUGCACUUUGACCUCCCACUGCAAUUGGACGACUGGUUUCCACAGCAACGGGUGCGGCAGAAGCGGCAGGAGAUCCGGAGUCUGAUCCUGAGGCUUCGCCGGGCCCGGCUGAGCGAAGGGAACCAGAACCCGACGCAGAGUUCUGACGUGAAUGUUUAGAUGAAUGUAAUUAAGCUUUGGCCCUGUUUAAUAAAAGAGUCUAUUUAUUUUA
Fundulus heteroclitus (mummichog) is the source of this 2664-nucleotide messenger RNA. It is a transcript of the gene senp7b, whose product is annotated as SUMO specific peptidase 7b. The record is from RefSeq and is a predicted model, not a curated record. The coding region runs from base 234 to 2612 and encodes 792 amino acids. Lineage: Eukaryota; Metazoa; Chordata; Actinopteri; Cyprinodontiformes; Fundulidae. Gene Ontology annotation, cellular component: cytoplasm; nucleus. The transcript has 22 exons. Gene Ontology annotation, biological process: protein desumoylation. Gene Ontology annotation, molecular function: SUMO-specific endopeptidase activity.